CCCCUUGUACUCGCCGGCAGCUGUCCGUCUUCAUCUCCACCUCGUCAAUUCUCUUUCUUUUUAUCCCUCUCCCCAGGCGCCUUGGAUCCGCGAGCGAGCAAUCCGCGAAUUUUCGUUGGGUAGAUAGACUAGGGUUCCUGCUCAGAUUACCUUCCCGUUGGCGGCCGCCGCCGGCUGAUCGACGCAUCCGGAUGGACAAAUUAAUUCCUCCUGCCAGCCGCGGCAACAGCAGUUCAGAAGAAAGCACAUGGACACAAGAGAACACGUUUAGUUCAGAAGAAAGCACAUGGACACAAGAGAACACGUUUAACAUCCCAAUCCCAGCUACAGAAGAGAAGGUUCCAACUGACCACGAACAAGAACAGGGACCAGAGGAAUUACAAAACCUCUUUGAUCUGGACGAAGAGUCCAUCAUGACGAAGAGUGGAUUUCUCAUUGACAAGCUGAACACUGCUAAUUUACCAGUAUUCCUUUCUACGUAUGAUGAAAGGCAGCAGGUUGAGGUCUACCAGCGGCUCUCCCGGUACUACAUCGAAGCCCAUAAGUUAUCCUCUGCUGGAGAGGACCUUGAGAAUGCACAAAGGAACAAGGAGUUGUACCCUCUGCAUGUUUAGGAAAAGAUUUUCCUUCAGCGCGUCAAAGAGGAUCCUGAAUGGUACUUCCAUCCUGAACAAUGCAAGCUUGCUGGCAUGGAUGACUACCAGCGGCUAGUGCUUCGUGAUGAUCUAAUGUAUGGAGAUUGGCAUGCCUGACUUACCAUACCUACCAGGCAGAUCUAGAAUAUGUCAAGUUCUGUGCAGAGAUAUCAGAGAAAAUUAAGUGGACUGAAGAUGAAGCAGCACUCUCGGGGGAUCAGUUACCUCUUAAAGCUUCUUGCAUUCUAUCUAACUACACUUGUCUUGUAGUGUCACACAAGCGCAUGUUAACAAUUUAAUUUUGUUUGUAGCGGAUGAGAAACGAGGUAGUGGCUUUUUAUCAAUCAUUGAAGAUUGCACUGCAGUUCCGUCAUAUUUCUGGACGUUCAGUUAUCUCUGGCUUCGAAGAGCAAGUGGAAAGCCUUCGGUUUGAUUUUAACCCCCACAAGGACUUGGUCGGUGUCUAUCUUGAGUUAUGGAAACGGGAUGCUAAGAAAAAGGUGAAUUUGGGUGAGGCUUUGAGGCAAUUGUAUGAAGAUGACGUUUUCCCCUCCCGCAAGGCUUUGAUCAAAUAUGCUCUGGAUAGCUGUCCAGACACCAGUUUGAUAAAACAUAAUUACGAUACCUAUGUGGAUGGCAUUGAUGAGAAGCUUCCGGAAGACGAAGCUCAUCCCUUGAUCAUGGAGGCCGUUAAGAAAAUGGCUAGUUGAUCUUGCUAGUUUUGUAGUUAGGAGAUGUUUUUUUAAUCUGAAUUUGAUCCGUCUCCAAUUGGCUUUCUCUUGCUGAAGUGGAAGUCUGAUUUUUUAUUUUAGUUUAAGAAACGGAAGAACUAUUUGGAUUACACCAGAAAGAAGUUGGAAAUCGCAGCGCGCAUUGGGUUGAUUCCC
Triticum aestivum (bread wheat) is the source of this 1522-nucleotide messenger RNA. RefSeq lists its product as uncharacterized. The record is from RefSeq and is a predicted model, not a curated record. NCBI's taxonomy places the organism in Eukaryota, Viridiplantae, Streptophyta, Magnoliopsida, Poales, Poaceae. Bases 950 to 1345 code for a protein of 131 amino acids. The transcript is spliced from 8 exons.